Diceros bicornis minor is the source of this 570-nucleotide messenger RNA. Its product is annotated as centromere-associated protein E-like. Gene Ontology annotation, molecular function: microtubule binding; ATP binding; plus-end-directed microtubule motor activity. The record is from RefSeq and is a predicted model, not a curated record. The transcript is spliced from 7 exons. Gene Ontology annotation, cellular component: microtubule. Lineage: Eukaryota; Metazoa; Chordata; Mammalia; Perissodactyla; Rhinocerotidae. The coding region runs from base 1 to 570 and encodes 189 amino acids. Gene Ontology annotation, biological process: microtubule-based movement; mitotic cell cycle.
AUGAAUCGUGUCUUUCUCAAUAAUGAAUCGACUGAAAUUGUGUAUGAAGAAAUAGCAGUACCAAUCAUAGACUCUGCCAUGCAAGGCUACAAUGGUACUAUAUUUGCCUAUGGGCAGACUGCUUCAGGCAAAACAUAUACCAUGAUCGGUUCCAAAGAUGAUUUAGGAAUAAUCCCCAGGGCAAUUCAUGACAUUUUCAACAAAGUUAAGAAGUUUCCUGAUAGGGAAUUUCUCUUACGUGUGUCUUACAUGGAGAUAUACAAUGAAACCAUUACAGACUUACUCUGUGACACUCAAAAAAUGAAAUCUUUAAUAAUUCGAGAAGACUUCAGUAGGAAUCCGUAUGUGGGUGAUCUCACAGAGGAAGUUGUUUAUACACCAGAAAUGGCUUUGAAGUGGAUCACAAAGGGAGAAAAGAACAGACAUUAUAGAGUUACAAAAAUGAAUCAGAGAAGCAGUCGUUCUCAUGCUAUUUUUAGGAUGAUUUUGGAAAGUAGAGAGAAAGAUGAACCCUCUAAUUGUGAAGGAUCUGUCAAGAUGUCCCAUUUGGUGAGUGUUGAUGAACCAUGA